This is a messenger RNA of Corapipo altera (White-ruffed manakin), 2177 nucleotides long. RefSeq names its product enkurin domain containing 1 (gene ENKD1). NCBI's taxonomy places the organism in Eukaryota, Metazoa, Chordata, Aves, Passeriformes, Pipridae. The record is from RefSeq and is a predicted model, not a curated record. The coding region runs from base 399 to 1592 and encodes 397 amino acids. The transcript is spliced from 10 exons. Gene Ontology annotation, cellular component: cytoplasmic microtubule.
GAGAGGACUGGGCUGCAGCCCUGCGAUCCCCACAUCAGUCUCUGCCCGCCUUCCACCGUCCCCUCGUUCACCUCCUGCUCCAGAUGCUGCAGUUCACACGUCUGACUCCCUGGGCAGACUGUCCAGGCUGGCUUUGUUCCUCUGGCUUUGUUCCUAAAGUGCUGUUGGUGGAUGCCUCACCAGCUCUCAGGAAACAUGUUCAGCAUGCAAACACCGGUGUCGCACUCGGCUUUACCUGCCCCUCUGUUUUCAGAGAGACAAAAGAGAAUAUGGGUCUUUGAGACUGGCAGGUCUUGAUUUCAGCCUGUCAUUUUCGUGUAAAUUACUGGGUUGGAACACGAGUUCAGAUCAAGAUCAGAUGUGCAUUUCAAGGCCAGUAGCUGUUCUGGAGUGAUCUCAUGAUCAUCUCUGUAGAUAGGGUUGAGCUGUCUAACAAAGUGCUGGUUGGUUUCUGUGGCAGAAGCAGGGCAACUUGUGGCAGGAUGUGUGAGGGGCCAUCCAGGAUUUCUGGCCCCAUUCCUCCAGACCCUACGCUUUUCCCAGAGUAUUACAAACGCCCCUUCUCAGCUCAAGGGAGGCUGGAAGGAAAUGCUCAGAAGCUGCAUUUGACCUCUGGCCCCCUGGACCCAGUUCCCAACCCAUACUCUGCUUUGGGCAGUGCCCGCCAGGCCCAGCCAAGCCCUCGCAUUCGCCCCAGUGGGAAGGACUUCCUGGAGAAGGGGCGGAAGGGGACACUCGGCCUCUUGCUGCAGCUCGAGGGGAUCUCCCUUGGCGGGGGAUUGCCGGUCAAGAAGAAAGAGCCCAAGGACUACGAGAAGGAAAAUGUGAGGCGGAUAAAGGAGAUUCAGAAGAGGUGCAAAGAGAAGGAGCGAGCCCAAGAGCACAGCCAGCCCAAGCCUGUGAAAGCUCUGUGGAAAUCCCAGAAAUAUGAAAACGUGGAGUCAAAGGUGAAGGCCAAACUGCAGGAGACCUCCCCACCUCCAAAUCCUGAGGCUGUGAAAUUCCUGAGAGCAUAUUCUCGCUGUGGCUCUGGGAUCAAGCCCUGCAGACUGCUCUCCCCAAGGCCUGUCAGAGCCAAAAGAGCAGACACAGAGACUCCAGAGGCACAGGGUGCUGAAACCAAGAUCCAGGUGGAGGGCAGGAGCAUCGACUUCAUCAAGCACAACGCCUGCAAUGCCAAGCGGGCCCCGCUGCGCCGCUCCCAGUCCCUGCAGGCACUGGCCGAGCUGCUGGAACAGAAGCACCGGGAGCAGGAGGAAUACAACACCAAGCAGAAGGGCCAUGUCCCCCAGUACCUGCUGGAGAGGAAGGAGCUGUGGCGCAAACAGAUGGAGGAGCGGCUGCGGAACCUGCCAGAUCCCGACACGCCGCCUGGUCACACCAUGAUGCCAGAGGACCAGCGGCUGGAGACCCUCGGCAACCUGAAGCAGAGCCAGGAGCAGCUGAUAAAGGACUUGGUUCUGCUGCCAAUGCGUGGAGACUCCCUCAAGAUGCAGAACAGGCGGGUAGAGCUGGAGAGGAAGCUCUCCCAGAUAGAAGAGGCAAUCAAAAUUUUCUCGAGGCCCAAGGUCUUCAUCAAGCUGGACUCCUGAGCCAGUGGGGCCACUGUGCUGUGCUGCUCUGCAUGAACAUCCUUCCUUGCUGUGCAGGAAAGGACAUCACUUUAGGAGGGAAGGAGAGGAAGGCAUGUUCCAGACCCUGGGCCCAGGCAGGUGCUGGUACAGUGUCCUUUGCUCACCCUCCAGUGCUGUGUCUUGUCCACAGAAAAGGGAGGGAGAUGACCUAAUAUACUCCUUGCUCAGUGGUCUGGAGAACAGUUGUCUCUGUGCUGCUUGACUUCUCACAGAUCAGCUCUCUUCUCUGGAUCCAUGCCAUCACCUUGUAUUUUCCCAUUUUUUCCAGCUUCUAGAUACUGGUAGGAGCUCUCCCGUGCUGCUGCCUGUGGUGUUCCUUGUCACAGUUUUUCUCCUGAGCCUGGACCGUGGUCAUGGCUCAUCCUGAGCACCUGCGGGCUCAGCAGGUUGGGGACAGCUUGGGACAAGGAAGAGGCACAGAGCUUCAGUGCUUUCUGGCUGGGGAAGGGCUGAGCUGGCAGGGCAAUCUAGUGGGAUGUCUGGAGAAGCCUUUGUUGUCUUGGGGCAGGAGAUAUUCUAAUAAAUCAUAAUUUCCAUCUCUCA